UUCCCGAGAUGUAUUCCCCAUUCCCAAUCCCCUCCGUGCGCAUAUAUGCGCAUCGCGACUUCCUCCCCAUCCUGGUUUUGCAGCGACUUUUUGCCGGUCUUCUUCCUUGCGCUCGCUGCCUACAUCCACUCUCUCACCCACAUGGAUUCCUCCGCCGGCGGCGGCGGGACAGCCGCGGCGAGCCGGCCCGGUGGCUGGAGCUUGCCGGGAAGCUCCUCAGUUCCCGGCCGCGGCGGCGGCUCUGCUGCUGCUGCUGCUGCUGCUGCUCUGCCUCGCGAUUUUUGGUCGCGGCCAGGGUCGCCCCGCCGUGGGCCAUGGCGGCGCUGUGGUCUUGCCUGCGCGUGCGGCCGCUCGCCAGGACGCACGUCGCGGUGGGCUCCCUGCGUCCGCUCGCGGUGAGGCUUCUGCCAAGUGCGUCGGUGCCCGGGCAGCGCGUCGAGCACUUCCUCGUGCAGGAGCAGACGGAUUGCUUCUGCUGCUGCUGUCGACUCCUACCUCAACGCGCACCGCGAGUUCAAGUUCGAGCUGGAGAGCAUCAAGGCCAAGUACCUGGAGUUGCAGCACGAGAUGGACGCGCUCCAGAAGCAGGUGGAGCGCGGCGCGCCGUCGCCCGCGGCGGGGGCCAAGGCCGGCGCCCCAGCGACGCCGGCGGCAAGAACCAGGGACCCUCGGCGUGGAGGAGUGGGAGGAGGAAGCUGCCACAUCUUCUUAUUUUGAGAGUAAAAAUAAAGAACUGUUGGAGAUGAACUUUUUGGGAGUUGCCAAAUAAUAAAAUUUAGAGAGAAAAUAUUAGGAACUCUUGGAGAUGCUUUAAUAUAACCUGUUGGAUCUAUCACAA
Panicum virgatum (switchgrass) is the source of this 838-nucleotide messenger RNA. RefSeq lists its product as uncharacterized. The coding region runs from base 9 to 746 and encodes 245 amino acids. The transcript is spliced from 2 exons. The record is from RefSeq and is a predicted model, not a curated record. NCBI's taxonomy places the organism in Eukaryota, Viridiplantae, Streptophyta, Magnoliopsida, Poales, Poaceae.